Molecule: messenger RNA, 934 nt
Organism: Daktulosphaira vitifoliae (grape phylloxera)
Lineage: Eukaryota; Metazoa; Arthropoda; Insecta; Hemiptera; Phylloxeridae
Product: homeobox protein ceh-1-like
Exons: 4
Coding region: 182-757 (191 amino acids)
Biological process (GO): regulation of transcription by RNA polymerase II; embryonic morphogenesis
Cellular component (GO): nucleus
Molecular function (GO): RNA polymerase II transcription regulatory region sequence-specific DNA binding; DNA-binding transcription factor activity, RNA polymerase II-specific
Source: RefSeq, a predicted model, not a curated record
UUUUUCUUUAUUCGGGAUCAUGACAAUAAACCAGCAUCAGUUGCUGUUUAGAUGGUGAUCUUUCAACACCAAAAUUCGAUAUCAUAACCAUUUUAGAAAAUAUAUAAAGACUGUGGAAGACGAAGGAUUGAUUUUAUAAUUUUAUAAGGCGAGAACUGGCAAUUUUAAGUUAAAGUAAAUAAUGCGAGGAGUUCAAGAAUCGAUUAUAAAAGAUUCUACAAAUUUUGCUAAACAAGCCGAUGAUGUUUCGGUAUCCGAUAAUCAGAACUGUAAGCCAGUAUUUUUGUUUAGUGUGGACUACAUACUCAACACCGCUGGAAAGGGAAAUAACAAUGACGUGCAUAAACAAGACCCUUAUAAUUUUGAUUGGCUUUUUUGUACAAGAUUUAAGCCACCAAAACUUGACAGAUCGAAAAAGAAAGACUCUCGACAAAAACAAAAACGUAGGCCAGGUCGUAAUCCAAGAAUACCUUUUACUGCUGAACAAGUAUCAGUUUUGGAACAUGAAUUUAAACAAAAUGCUUACUUAGGAGGAACUAAUGAUGUACAUAGACUGUCUGAAAUAUUGCGACUAUCAGAAAGUAGAAUAAAAAUAUGGUUUCAAAAUCGCCGAGCUAGAGAACGCAGAGAUAAUCUCAAUGCUGACCAUUUAUUGUCAUCAACGCCAAACAAUACAAUGAGUAAUACAAAUCAUAAAUCCAUCCAAUUGUCAAUGAUGUCUGCAUUUAAACCCUUGAAUUACACACCACCAACGUAAAUUUCAUUUAAGCUAAAUAUAAAUAAUACAAUAUUUUCCAUGUAUUUGAUGCCAAAAUUUUAAUUUUGCAAAAAUUAAUUUAAAUUUAUUAUUUAGUAUAAUUAUUUUGUAUAGUUUGUAAAUAAUGUAAUUUAUUGUUAAUAUUUAAAAUUGGUGCCAUAAUGUUUAUGUUUAUAA